UGCUCUGUCACCACAGACCCUGCUGAAGAGUCUGUCCCCUUCUCUCCUCUUGCUCCCCUUUAGACACUGAAGGCCAUUCUCAGGUCUCCUCAGAGCCUUCUCUUCUCCACCUGCACAGCCCCAACUCUUUCAGCCUGUAGGUGCUUCAGUCGUAGGUGAGGUGUUUUAUUCCUUGGAGCAUUUUUGUGGAUCUCCUCUGGACGUGCUUCAACAACUCCUUGUCUCUCCUGUACUGAGGACUCUCCCUAUCUGGGUGCAGUGCUCCAGGUGAGGCCUCACAGUGCAGAGCAGAGGGGCAGGAGCACCUCCCUUGACCUGCUGGCCAUGCUGCUUUGGAUGCAGCCCAGGACACGGUUGGCUUUCUGGACUGUGAGGGCACAUUGCUGGCUCAUGUCUUGCUGCCAUCCAUCAAUACACCCAGAUCCUUUUCAGCAGGGCUGUGCUCUAUCCUGUCAUUCCCCAGCUUGUGUUGGUAGUGGAUGUUGCCUCGACCCACGUGCAGACCCUGCACUUAGCUUUGUUGAACCUCAUGAGGUUCACCUGGGCCCACUGCUCAGCCUGUCUGAGUCCCUCUGGAUGGCAUCCCCCCCUCCCCCGGUGUGUCAACCACAGCCCUAUGAGACACUGUGACCGCUCUGGUUUGGUUCCUGGCACUCAGAGCUGGCCCUUGACCUGCUGCCAGGUGUCAGUCAACCUAUCUGGUCCUGCACUGCCCACCUGCAUGCCUUGCUUCCACUCCGAGGCAGAUGUAUUUUGUUGAGGCAAACUGUGUCCUAGUUGUUUGGGUUCCUUGAAUAUUGCAGUUUGAUUCCAAAAAGUAAGGCUAACCAGAAUGUUUUGUUAUCCUGAUGUGAAACAGGUCAGAGUUCCCAUUCUUCUUUUCAUUGGUCAUGAGCUGACUCUAGUUCACUGAAAAAUGUUGAAGCAGGAAGCCUGACAAACUUGCAGUUCACUGUUAACCAAUUACAGCAGAGCUUUCUUGCUUUUACACUGCAUCUAAGUAAUGAAGAAGUAAUUCUGCAUGAAUGCAUAUCUUCAGUAGAGAUGUGGAGCUGUGCUGCAGCCCCCGCUAGUGUGCACUUGUUUAGGACUGUGCGAGCUGUGCUCUGAGCUGGCGAGAACCCACAGCAUUUCUGCGGUGUUCCAGAGAGCCCAAGCCACAGUGGGCAGGCAGACACGGAUGCAAAAAACACAAGGGAGUAGAUCAGGGUCCCAGCAAUCCUGAGGUGUGCUUCUUUUGCUCCCUUAUUUUCCCCAGGGACUGCCAUCUGGGUUCACUAAUGAACACUGGGGUCUGCUCAGAGCAGCUGCAGUCUGAAGCUCCUGGUGUCACCAGGGAGGUGCUUUGCGUUGUGGUGUCCAGCUGUGCCUCUUCGUUGUGCCCCAAAGUCUGAGUUAAAACCCUUGCCCUGGAGAGCUGGACUCUUGCUUUCAACUUGGAAUGCAUGCUGGCUGCCAGUGUGUGAUAUAGUUCGCUAGAAACUGAGGUUUGGUGGAUCAUAGGCUUCUGAAAGAGUCCUUAUCUGCUUGGGGAGCAGUUUGUUGUGUGAAGUUGCCAUGCUAAUGCUUUUUUUUUUUUUUUUUUUUUUUUUUUUUAAUGGAGACUGCAAGAUAUUGCCUCUCCACUAUUUCCACGGGUUCCUGGGGGAGCAAGGCUGCAGGGCUCCCUGUUCUGCCUCCCCUUUGUUCCCCAAGUGAAUAUAAGAACAAUUACUUAGCUGAGAGGCAGGCAAAAUAAAUGAACAGAGAGGUGGCAGCUGUUGAAUUUUGUGGAAUUUUGGGAAGCUGUGGUCCGAUAGAAACCCAGACUGGUGCCUGCACUGCACACAGCAGGAGUGGUGGCACAGGAAUGGGGGUCUGUACAGCAUGACAUGUUGAGAACACAGUCUGAACAACCCUCUGGGAGGACUGGAUCUAUGGUAUGUAAGGUGAGCUUUGGAGGCAGAGGACGCAUGUCUACAGACAUGCAGGCUUUUUGGAAUAUCAGCUUCAAGAAUUGUCUAAAAAUGUUUCAGUGAGGGUGCAUUUUUGCUCUGUGGGUAUAUAUGACAGUCAAAAGUAGUGCCUGACAGUUCCUGGCCUUCUCAAAGUGUUUUGGAUGCCUGCUUCCAUAGACUUACAUUUUUUAGAAUAGCCUUGAUCUAAUGUAUAUCGUAUUCUUGUUUGCUCAGCACCAUCUGUGUAAGGGACUUCUGUUUGAGGAAAUCUCGCUUUAUCUGGAGAAUGGCACAUGUAAGAACAUGUUUUAUGGCUAUCUUUCUACAUCCAUCCUCUACUUUCUACUGAGAAAACAAUGAGACAAGCUAAUUUUCCAACUAGAUUCCUCACAACCAGGUCUCAUGUAAAAAGUAACCAUGCAGAAAAGCAGCUUUUGAUCUCCUGCCUGCUCCUUAAUUGCACUAACGGUGACAAUGAGAUAUUUCAGGGUUUGCACGGUUAAGCAGAGGAGCUGCCACAGCUUUCUUGUUUAUUUUUUCUUUACAUCAGCUCUGAACAGAAGUGACGACAAGGAGCUGCAGGUGCAGCACUUGCUGUACAAAGCAGACGUGCCUUUGUCUGUCCUUAUCUCGAAAGAGCUUCUCAGUUAUCCUGGUAAAGUUGGGAAUUGAAAAGAAAUGAGGCUGAGUCAACUUGACUGAACAUGGAAAAACAAACAUGAAAAAACAAACAUGGAAAAGAAUGUGCUAGAGAAGGAAAAAAAAAGAGAAUUAAUUUCUAGACCCAGAUUAUGCUGUACUAGGGAGCAACUGUCUGGUAUUCACAGAUUAAACAGUGGCUUAGCUAACAUGCAUUGAUAGUGGUAGCACGGAAUGACUUAAGCUAGAAGGGGCUGCAGAGAUCAGCCGGUUCCAACCCCCGUCCCUCUGCGCAGGGCUGCUCUCUGUGAGCUCUUCUCCCAGUCUGCACACACCUGGCGCUGCCCCGACCCGAGCACAGCACCCCGCGCUGCGCCUCGCUCGGCCUCAGCAGGUUCUCGUGUGCCCCUUCUCCAGCCUGUCCAGGUCCCGCCGGGUGCCGCCCUCCCUUCUGCUGUGCCAUCGCAAACUGCUGAGGGUGCGCUGAACGCCAUCCUCCAUUGGUGCCAGUGGUUGAAGAGCGCCGCUCCCAAGAGGGACCCUUGGGGGACGCUGCUUGUUGGCCUCCACCCGCACGCAGAGCCACUGAGCGCAGUGCUCUGGCUGUGAGCGCAAACCAGUUCCUUAUCACUGAGCAGCACCUUCAGAUCCAGCUCUGUUCGACACACAGACGAGGACGUGGCGCAGGACGUGCCGAAGGCCUUGCGUGGAUCCGGGCAGGCGACACCAGGUGCCCUUCCUUUGGCCACUGAUGCCAGGCUCCGUCGCAGAAGGCCACCGGACGGGUCAGGCGCCAUCCUCUCUUGGUGAAGCCGUGCUGGCUGUCUCAGAUCCCCACUCAUCCCUUACGUGCCUUGGCAUCUCUUCCAGGAGGAUCUGCUCCACAGUCUUCCCAGGCACAGAGUGUUCCAUGUGGAUCCCAGAGGGCCUGCAGGUGGCUGUGAAAGCCAAUGGAAUGACUGCCUACAUCAUAGGAGUGAUGUUGGCGGACGGCCGCCAGCGGCAUGGUGCGAUGUGCUGAGGGGCGGCCGCGGGGCUGUGGCACGGCGAGGAGCUGCUCUGAAUGAAGCCAGGCUCCCUGCACCAUGGGCCAGUGCGUCACCAAGUGCAAGAAUCCUUCGUCUACCCUCGGCAGCAAAAAUGGGGAAAGGGAAACGGGCAGCAAGUCGCAUAGCAAGAGAAGUGCUGUCCACAAAGAUGAGCAGGCUUCAGCGUGUGGGAAGUCCUCGGGAGACGUACUUGUGAACGGGACAAAGAAAGCGGAUGCUGCUCUGGAGUCCGGUCCUUCGGUAUUUUCUGGGGAUACAAAGAAAGACUCCGUCUCCAGCGCGGAAGAAUCGUCCCUCCAAAGGAUUGGAGAGUUAUUUAGGAGAUACAAGGAUGAACGGGAAGAUGCCAUACUGGAGGAAGGAAUGGAGCGAUUUUGCAAUGACCUCUGUGUUGAUCCCACUGAAUUUAAAGUGCUAGUUCUGGCUUGGAAAUUCCAGGCUGCUACUAUGUGCAAAUUUACAAGGAAGGAGUUUUUUGAAGGCUGUAAAGCAAUAAACGCAGACAGCAUCGAUGGCAUUUGUGCACGGUUUCCCAGCCUCUUACACGAAGCCAAGCAGGAAGAUAAAUUCAAGGAUCUCUACCGCUUCACCUUUCAGUUCGGCCUGGACUCUGAGGAAGGACAGAGGUCGCUGCAUCGGGAAAUAGCCAUUGCCCUUUGGAAAUUAGUCUUCACCCAAAACAAACCCCCCAUUUUGGACCAGUGGUUGCACUUCCUAGUAGAGAACCCCUCAGGAAUCAAGGGAAUCUCCCGGGACACAUGGAACAUGUUUCUAAAUUUUACUCAGGUGAUCGGACCAGACCUUAGCAACUACAGCGAAGACGAGGCCUGGCCGAGUCUCUUUGAUACCUUUGUGGAGUGGGAAAUGGAGCGGAGGAAAAAGGAGGAAGAAACCAAAUGUAUUACAUCUUCGGACACAGAGGGUCUGUGUGCAGAAGAACAGACUUAACAGCAUUUAAGCGGCAGUGAUGAAAGCAACCUGUUGCCCUUCAUGAGAUGUAAACUCUGGAUGUUUCUGGAGGUUACCAAGGCUCCAGAUUUCUUUUCUACUUUACACCUUUUUCUGCCUUGUAUUCGAAAGGGCUCUAAAAUGCUGUAUCAUGUUUUAGGCACUUUCUUAACUUUGGUUAUUCCUUUUACUCUUACCCUGAAAUAUUUGACCCCAGCUACAAGUUAAGCAUUUUUGUUAAGACUUCAGAUUAGUAUAAGUAAGUCUGAUAUUUCUUGCACAAUGUAGAUCUUUUUAGUUAGGUUAAAUUAACAUUGCUAAAUUAUACAGUGCCAGAUUAAGUUUUUCAUACUAUGUCUGUCAGGGCAGGUCUGUACUGUGCGUAGUGCUGUUUACAUUGUUGAAAAUUUAGGCUAUAAUAAUUUUAAGGUUUUAUACCAAGAAUAUAGCAGUGUUAACUUGAAAUGCAUUAAUCCCCUCCUAAUAAGGCCCUUAAAAAACAAUGACAACAAAUCCAACAACAUAAGCAACAGCUUUUUGUAAUGCGGCUCAUUGCCACUUGAAGCUAACUCCUUGCGACCGAGUCAAAUCAUUCCUUUUUAUUUUCAGUUUCAAACUAAAUGUUGGGACUGUUUUUAUAAAGUUACUGUACCUGUCAGUCAACUGAGUGGUAGAUGAGGAUUUGUAUCGAAAUCUCUGACACAACACGUAAUAAAAGAGCAGUGCUACCUCAGUUUUAUUGAAAGUGGACUUCUUGGUGGACUUCCAUUUUCUUUGGAAGUUUAUUUUUGUGGUUACAGGAGAAUAUUUUUACUUGACUAAAAGAACCAAAGGUUCUGCUUCUUAAGUUUCUUAAAUAUUGACAGAAGCAACACACAAAGCCUGUCUUCAAGGAAAACUGCGGUAUAAUUCUGCUUUAAUUUGUUUGAUUUAUACCUGAAGCAUUAUCUUACUUGUCUGGCAAGCACAGUACUUCUAUGUGAGGAACCAGUUUUUUUAAAGCUAUGCUUAAUUGCUAAAUUGCAGUUAAUACUCCACACUUUCUGGAGCAACAAUAUCGGCAUCUGAUGACAAAGUGAAUUCGUAAUGUGUUCUUAAUGACAACAGUGUAGACGAGUCAUUUUUAGACUGAUUUGAUAAUAUUUGGAAAGGAGUAAAUUUAAUAUUUUACAAUGCCUGUAUUGGGACUGUUUGCCUGUUGAAAUUGUUGUGACUUAAAGGGAAUUUUAUUAACACUGGUUGAAGCUUUUUUUGGUUAUUGAUGUUAACUUUUUUAAUUGUAUUACGCCAACUUUUUUACACGUUUUGGUAAAAAGGGAUAAUUGCCAAGGCUUCCCAUGAAGCCCAGUGUCAAACUCAUGAAGCCAAUACAUGUACAUCACACACCUUUUAUUUUCAGAGCUGUACUUCAGGAUCGUAAAAUGGCUUCAGUGAAAAAUCGAAAGCAACAAAAACCCUCAAAACUGAACGGUCAUCUCUAGCAUCUCACAGGUUUUGUGACAGUGUGUAGAAGCCGAACUUUCGGGGGUGAGCUUGUUAUUGGGUCUGAGGUGCUGUGCAGUGCAUGUCUGCUGCUGAGCUAGUGGAGCGUUUGCCUGACUUCUGUGCUGGGCUCUGCUGAUGCACAGCCUGCAUGGCAGCUUGGGGCAGAGUUCAUACAUCACUUACAAUCCCUGGCUGUCUAAAACUGCUUAAAAACAAGCCCACGAUGACUGAUGGCAUCUCCUCCUGUAACAGGAGGGUUUGGUCUGUGCUGCUUUGGCAAGCUCCUCUUGGGAGAGUGAAGCAGUGGGGAACAAAUAGAGGCGUAGCUAAGCCUGUCCCUGGGCAGGAGGGGCCCUGCUCAGGGCGUUACAGGCAAAUCUGCCCCAAGGAUGCCCUGCUGCUCUCAUCCUCCAUGCUGCCCUAACAGCACUGGCACAUUUUGGCAGCAAAACUGUAUUUUUGUUUGGUGAGCAAAGCAGGCAUUUAUGCUGUUAGAGUGGAAUCGUUGAGACUUCUGCUGGUGCUCUUCUUUAAGCAAGAGAAAAGAGCUCUCCAGCAGAGGCCGCUUUGCUGGAGAAAGCCCCAGAUGGAGGCCUGAGCUCAUAGCAGAUGAAGGCUAUAUGAAGUUUGGGACACUCGUUCAGCUGCUCAGUGCUCUCUUCAUCGCUUCAUUUGUUCCUAAAGGUAGUUCUAAAGUGUUCGGUGCAUAAAAGCUGUGUUCACCCAGUGCAGGGUGCAACUCUGCACAUACAGAGCUGGAGCAGUGACUGCUGCUUGUCUGCACAGUGAACUGCAGCAGCUCGAAAAGGGGGGGAUUAGAGAGCUUUGUGGAACACAUUUAUCUGGUGGUGCGGAACAUGGAUUGCAGUAAGAAAAUAAAUUUGUAGUACAUCAAGGCUUAGCCAUUUCAGUGCAUCAGACACAAGACAGCUUCUUUCUUUAGACAGCAGCAGUGAGCAUGCUGGAAGGAACAAUAUUUUCUCUGGGAGGCAGGCAUGCAGCUGUCAGUGAAUUCUGUCCUGUGCUUUCAGCGCACAAGGAAAACUGCCCACAGGUGGGCUUGGCAGAGUGCUGUUGGUUUCAGUCUGGCCUUGGUGCUUACGGGGCAGUUACAGGAUGCAAGCCAGACCUGUGUCUGCUGUAAACUCCUGGCAGCAGGAGCUGUGGUUAUGGGGCAGCUCUUCUAUAGCAGUGCUGGUACUUGGUGCUCCUACCCCCAGCAGCACUGCCUUUCUGUGCCACUAGAGUGCUGCUUCAGAUGCACUUCUGCAAAGUCUGCAGCAAUAUUGGGGCCUCUGAAAAUGUGCUUGCCUAGUGGUUAAACUGUGAGUGCUUGUGGAAGAGGUGCAAUGCUUUCCAUUCUCCAUAUAAUCUGUCUUCAAUGGCCACAGGACUGGAUCGAGCAGUGAUGCAGAUCAAGUGGUCAAAACCAUUGGAUCUGUUUAGUUUUUUUUCUUAGAGUAUGCAUUCGAAAUCUUAAUGCAUGAAGUGAAUCUGCUUGGGAUAACUACAGAUAACUAUACAGAUCAUUGUAGGAAUUUACUGGGAAUGUGAUCUGUGGCAUUUUAUUGCCUUUGCUUAUACACAAAGAAGUGUAACUUGUGCACUGGGCACUGUGCAGUGUUACUGCAGUGCCUUGGCAGCUUGGCUCAGUGGUGCCAGCUUCUCCUGCGGGUGUGAUUUUGGGUCAAAGACUGUCAGUGGAUUGAUUCAAGUGCAGAUUUGAAAGAUUUCACCCAGAGUUGGCCAUCAAACUUGAUGAGUAACUUAAUGGAAACUGAAUGUGGAGCUGUGUGUUUAUUUGCUGCUGGUGCUAUUCUGUGUGGAGAAUUACAGCCUUGUAUUACUGUGCAGUGGUACGGAGAGAACCCGAGGGAAAAGAGAUGAGUGUGGCAGGUGGCAUGGGACCUGCUGGGGUACGGGCUGCUGCAGGCUAUGGGUUUGUCCCAACUGUUGCUGUGGCCAUCAGAGCCCUGAGGCCCCCUGAGGUCCUGUCUCACCUUCUGCUUCUGUGCACCCGCUGCUGACAUGAGCAUCUUCCUUAUGGUUCUAAGCCUUGUUUCCAAAAAAUAACCCCAAACAAACAAGCAGAAUUAAACACCAUGUGGUUACCGUCUGCCUCGGAUCUGACUCAGUGUGCUGGCUGAGGCUGUGCCGUUCCUACUCACUGUAGGAGAACAGGCACUGUGGACGUCUGGGUCUUGCAGCCCUGUGUUCUGCGACGUGGCCCUUGUGGCAGGAAUCAGUUGGGCGCCUGAUUCUUUGAGCUCCCUCUGCUUGAAACGUGUGCGUGUGAACUUCCCCUUUCAUACUGAAAAGGAAGAUGCUUAGCCUGAAACUGAAAACUCUUCAGUGUUUAAUAUACAGCAAAACAAACUUUGAAGGCUUUUGUUUUUUUUUUCAAACAAGUAGUAAAAGAUAAGUGUGCUUAUUUCUGUUGUGUGUAGAGACACUGGUGUUAAUUUUUUUUCUCUGGAUUAUCAAAGAUUGUAUCUUUGGUUUAUAUCUUCAGUUAAAGUGAAAUACAUGAGAUUGUAAGAAGGAAGGCCAUAAUUCCUUCACCAUGAAGUACAUAGGUAUCUCUACCUCUUGUCAGACUUGAGUAGUUCAAGUUGAUCAUCCUCUCCCAGGCUAUGAUGCCUGGAUAAGUAAUGUACACUUUUUAAUUGACCCAUGUUAAGUGUUACCUAUUUACCAUACUUCUUGGUAUCCUGCUUUUGGUCUGCAUGCAGUCGACCCUUUGGAAUGGAGCAAAGCCAAGCUGGUAAGGGACAUGUGAGUCCUGCAGGGAGUGAGUUCCAGAGCGCAGCGGUGAGUGGAGCUGCUCCCGACUAGCUCAGGGCCUUUCAGCAUCGCACCUUGUCUUUCCACUUCAGGCCACAAUGAAUGGGAGAUGGAGCAGCUGCUCUCCAAGAAGGGACCGUCUGGCCCUUUCAUUUGCUCUUGAAAAGCAUCAGGAACCCACCUGAUGCAGUGCUAUGAGUGUAUUUCUUACACGUUCCGUACUUUGUUCCAUCUUGAGCUGUGCAACAAAAAGUGAAGGCUGCGAAAGGGCUGCACAGCUGCUGCUUCCUACCUGCGCUCAGUGUCUGCUCAGGAUGAAUGCCUUAUGCUUAAAGCAGAGCUGAGAGUGCUCAAGCACGCUGGAGAUGCUGGGAGGUUCUCCUUUUCUGUUCUUCGAAAGCUUCUAUCUUUGCAUAAUUGCAUCCUGAAGAUAAAAUCUCUUUCUAGAUGACAUGCAUUCUACACAAAGAAAAAACACAUUUGUCUGCAAUGCUCUUGCUUCUUGCUUGCAGAUUCUCCUUGGGCUGUGGGUUGGCUGCGGCUGGGGCAGCACGCUUGAAUGUUGCCGAUGGAGCUGUCCCUGUGCCUUGGGAGUGGCUCUUUAGUCAAGUUUAGUUAUCUUAAAAAUAUGCAUUCUUUCUUAUCAGUAAGUUGAAAUGGGCCCUCAGAAAGGAAGUGGGCCACCGGGAGUGGUGGGAAGGCCUCAUGCUGUGAGUUGUCCCAUUGUCUGGAGUUGCAAGAGAGAUGGAUGGACUGCAGGAUGAGGUUCUCACCCUGCACUGCUGGGCUCCAUCCCACACAUCCACAGGGGCACAAAGUGAGCCCGCGUUGCUGCAGCUGUAUGGAGGGGGAGGGAGCACUGACAGCCAGCCUGGAGAUCUGCAGCUUGCAGCACAGACACUUGUUGUAGAGCUCAGCCCUGGCGUGGCCACAUCGCCCUGUAUGGAAGGAAUGUGUUUUGGUAGUGUAUACUCCCAGAGAAGUGAAUAAUUGUAAGAAAACAGUGGAAGCAUCACACCUUUGUGCAGCUUUCACUGAACUGUAUGUGAACACUGCUAGCUACCAGUCUCCUCAGUAAGCCCUCAGGGGCACUUGGGAUCAAAUCUACCAUUCUCUGUAUCAGGAGUAAUCCUUGCUUUUUGGACUUACCAGCAGACACCACGUGUUUUCUCCAGUUUUCUCGCUGCAGGAAAUGAUGAAUGUAUUGUCGUGGAGCAGAACCACACUUCCUCCUCCAGCUGGCACCAUCACGAGUGCUGCGGAGCUGUAAUGCUUGAAAAGGCUACAGUAAAUUCCGUUUCAUGCUGGAUGUCUUUUCGAGGAUGUGGCCAAGUGUGAAGCCAUGAUCUGGAGAAAAAGUGGGAAAAGUUUGAGGUGAUGUUUCUAUACUGAGUCUUAUCUGCUUGGUUGCUUUACAAAUACUUCUCUUGUGUUGUCUUGCUCACCGUUAUUGUCUGGAACAGAAUGGAAACAGCGUCCCACAGAAUGUGCAGUCUGAGGCACAGUGCACGUAGGUUGUGAUGAGAAGGUUGUUACUUGAUAGCAACCCUGAGUGCAAUGCUCAGUCCCUUUUGGAAGAAAAGCAUUAAGGUUUCUCUUUACUUAUAAGCAAAGCAUCAGUCUGUCCAUUACUGACAUCUUGUGGAGUUUGUGCCAGAUGUAUAUUAAAUAUUUUGGUGCUUUUUCUAA
Messenger RNA from Tympanuchus pallidicinctus (lesser prairie-chicken), 10531 nucleotides. It is a transcript of the gene DCUN1D3, whose product is annotated as defective in cullin neddylation 1 domain containing 3. NCBI's taxonomy places the organism in Eukaryota, Metazoa, Chordata, Aves, Galliformes, Phasianidae. Bases 3662 to 4573 code for a protein of 303 amino acids. Gene Ontology annotation, cellular component: ubiquitin ligase complex. Gene Ontology annotation, biological process: positive regulation of ubiquitin-protein transferase activity; protein neddylation. Gene Ontology annotation, molecular function: ubiquitin conjugating enzyme binding; cullin family protein binding; ubiquitin-like protein binding. The transcript has 4 exons. The record is from RefSeq and is a predicted model, not a curated record.